Molecule: messenger RNA, 2410 nt
Organism: Parathielavia appendiculata
Lineage: Eukaryota; Fungi; Ascomycota; Sordariomycetes; Sordariales; Chaetomiaceae
Product: iron hydrogenase
Exons: 1
Coding region: 234-2021 (595 amino acids)
Biological process (GO): iron-sulfur cluster assembly
Cellular component (GO): cytosolic [4Fe-4S] assembly targeting complex
Source: RefSeq, a predicted model, not a curated record
ACCAAAAUUGUGCAUCUCCGGCUAGAGAAUUAUCCCUCGGAACUUCAAUUAUCACUUGACCUUCGGCAAUAAACCUCAUUUGAAAACCACCCAUAAAUAAGAUAUCGGGCUGGGUUGGUUUUCAAGAAAAGGCAAUUCUGACCUGGGGUUGCCUCCCAACCACGAGCAAUCAUCGGCUCGCACGUCCUCUGCCAGAUCAACUACCAUCCCUCCUCCGUCUUUCACAGCCCACCAUGUCCGCGAUCCUCUCCGCCGACGAUCUCAACGACUUCAUUUCCCCUGGCGUAGCCUGCAUAAAGCCGGUCGAGACCCUACCGCCGACCCAGCCGCCACCAUUUUCCUCCUCCGACCACCCCCUCGAAUUCGAAGUCAUCCUUGACGGCCAGCAACCGAGCACCGCAAACGGGGCCGCGCCGCCCGCCCAGAUUUCCCUCACCGAUUGCCUCGCUUGCUCCGGCUGCGUAACCUCGGCUGAGGCGGUGCUCGUCAGCCUGCAGAGCCACAACGAGGUGCUGAGCGUGCUGGACGGGGCACCGGGGCUGCGGAUACAACGUACCGAUCAUGGCGCCGCGGGGUUCACCGUCUCCGGGCUGGAGGACCCGGCCGCCAAGUUGUUCGUCGCGAGCGUCUCACCACAAACACGCGCCAGUUUGGCCGCUGCCGCGGGCGGCGGCGUCACGGAGCAGCAGGCCGGGUGGAUGAUUGAGCAGUUGUUCAUGGGCAAGGGCGGGUUGGCCCUGGGAGGCAAGUACAUGAACGAGUUUACCUGGGUUGUGGAUACCAACACGGCGAGGGAGGCGUGUCUUGUGUUGGGCUCAGACGAGGUUUUGGGGGGUGGCGGCAGAAGGCAGGGGUUGGGCGAUAAUAACACCAAGCCUGCGGCGCCGCCUAUCCUCACGUCGUCUUGCCCCGGGUGGGUAUGUUACGCAGAGAAGACACACCCGUACGUCCUGCCGCAUCUGUCGCGAGUCAAGUCGCCGCAGGCCUUGAUGGGCACGCUGCUCAAGACUACACUUAGCCGGGUGUUGGGGCUUUCGCCGGACAGGAUUUGGCAUCUGGCGGUUAUGCCGUGUUUCGACAAGAAGCUGGAGGCGAGCCGGGAAGAACUGACGGAUGCCGUUUGGGCGGGCGAGUGCAAACCCGGUAGGGGUAUUCGGGAUGUGGAUUGUGUCAUUACAAGCAAAGAAAUCCUCAUGCUGGCUGCGUCGAGAGGGAUAGACUUCUUCAGCCUGCCUAAGUCUUCGCCCCGGCAGCAGCUCGAUUUCCCCGAUCCCGUCCUCCAAAGCUUCUUGUUUCCGAAGCAUCGGCGAAAGCAACAGCGGGAUGCGGGCACAUCCGGCGGAAACCUGCACUUCAUCCUCCAGGACGUCCAAGCAAGGAAUAUCGGGUCACAGAUCCAGAUGUUGCGCGGCAGAAACGCCGAUGUAGUCGAGUACUCCGUCGUCACUCCUUUUGGGGAGACUGUUUUCAAGGCGGCGCGCUAUUAUGGUUUUCGCAACAUCCAGAACCUCGUUCGAAAGCUGAAGCCGGCGAAGGCAUCCCGCAUGCCGGGAGGGAAACCAUUUGGUAGCGCACGGCGGGCCACUGGCAAAUCCGCCGGUCUGGAGCUUGCCUAUGUCGAGGUCAUGGCAUGCCCUGGAGGGUGCACCAACGGCGGCGGUCAAAUCAAGGUCGACGACCAAAUCAUUGUCGACCGCAAGGGCUUCGGCGAGAAGCCAGGCCCGGACGAGCAGAAGGCCUGGCUAGCAGAGAUCGAUGAGGCUUACUUUUCCGGCGAGGAGCCGGAUUCUGUGCACGGUGCAGUUGCUAACACCAAGGAUAGCAGUGCGAUGGGGGUUGUUGCUGGAAUUUCUCCUUCGCAUAUUCGAGAUACCCUGGCGCAUUGGUCGGAUAUAACGGGCAUACAGUUAGAAAGAUUGGUGUACACGAGUUACCGCGAGGUGGUCAGCGACGUGGGCAAGCAGAUCAGUGACACCGAAAGGGUGGUACAGCUGGCUGGCAAGAUUGGCGGCGGAUGGUAGCUGCAUCGGCACAUGUGUCGUAGGACCUGAAUAAAUCAGUCAACCAUGUUCGCCUCCUCGCCGGGCAAAGCCGAAACCUCCUUUUCCACUACCGUCUGGCCCUCUCGGUGUUCGAAUGAUAUGAUCUUCCUCGCGCGGAAUGCCUGAUCGGUUUCCAGAUUGGCCAGCGGAAUCCCCACGCUUUUGGAGACUGAAUCCUGGUUUCGGCGAGUAUCCCGGGUCAAAUAGCUCUCUCGUGCUGCUGGAUUGCUGGGUGUUCGGCUGCCUCCUCUCCUGUCGCCCAUUUUCCUGAUCACGGCCCCGUCCGGCCCGUCCACGGCCUCGCCCCCUGUGAGUUUGCCGGCUAUCAGCUCCCGAGGGCGGAGUGCCGGUGCGGGGAGUCGACUGGC